Messenger RNA from Aspergillus steynii IBT 23096, 987 nucleotides. RefSeq names its product zinc-binding alcohol dehydrogenase family protein. NCBI's taxonomy places the organism in Eukaryota, Fungi, Ascomycota, Eurotiomycetes, Eurotiales, Aspergillaceae. The record is from RefSeq and is a predicted model, not a curated record. The transcript has 3 exons. Bases 1 to 987 code for a protein of 328 amino acids. Gene Ontology annotation, molecular function: oxidoreductase activity, acting on NAD(P)H.
AUGACCAACCAAGCAGCCUGGAUCAAAGAGAAGCACGGUCAACUCGUCGUUGACGAAGCCGAGACCCCAGUUCCCGGCGAUGGCGAGAUCCUUGUCAAAGUCGACCUGAUCGGAUUCAGUCCUGUCGAGGCCAAGAUCCAGAAAUUCGGCACCCACCCCAUCCCCUACCCCAACAUCCUCGGCCAAUCCUUCGCCGGCACCAUCGAAUCCGUCGGUCCUAAUGUGACCAGCCUGAAGCCCGGCGACCGAGUUGCAACCCUCGCGUCUGCGGCCUCCAGCUCGAAAAUUCCCCCCGGUGUCGAGCUCGAAGGGGCUGCGACUUCGAUCGUGAAUCUCGGCACCGUGGUCUCUGCGCUGUCGAUUCAUCUGGGACUUGAUCGGCCGUCUCUUUCAGAGAACCCGGAACCCAAGAACAAGAAGGUCCUGGUCUAUGGGGGUUCGAGCUCCUGCGGCGGGCUGGCCGUCAGGUAUGCUGCCACGGCGGGGUAUAAAGUGAUUACCACGUCGUCGGCGCAGAACCGCGAGUUCGUGGAGUCGCUGGGCCCGGCUCAUAUUAUCGACCAUACGGCGGGGGCGGAGACGAUCUUGGAAGAACUUCGCAGCCAGGGUCCCUUUGAUGCGGUCUUUGAUACGAUCGGGGUGCCUCCUGUGACGAAUAUCCUGGUGAAGUAUUUGUCUUCGAUUGGCGGGGGGAAGUAUAAUACUCUGAUUCCUCUGCUCGGGGGUGAGGAUCCUGUCCCGGAUACUGUUCAGCGGCUGUUUGCGCCGUAUACCUGGGCGCUUGAGGACGAGGCGAAUAGGGAGAUCGCUCGGUGGUUCUUUGAGGAGUAUUUGCCUAAAGGAUUGCAGAGUGGGUUGGUCGUGCCGACAAGAGCGCAGGUAAUUGAGGGAGGGUUGAGCAAUGCGCAGUAUGCGCUGGAUCUGAUGGGCCAGAAUGCUGUGAGCGGACACAAGCUUGUUUUGAACCCUUGGGCCGAAGAUGAGUGA